Tupaia belangeri chinensis (Chinese tree shrew) is the source of this 4350-nucleotide messenger RNA. It is a transcript of the gene PCDH9, whose product is annotated as protocadherin 9. The record is from RefSeq and is a predicted model, not a curated record. Gene Ontology annotation, cellular component: plasma membrane. Gene Ontology annotation, biological process: homophilic cell-cell adhesion. The transcript is spliced from 6 exons. Lineage: Eukaryota; Metazoa; Chordata; Mammalia; Scandentia; Tupaiidae. Gene Ontology annotation, molecular function: calcium ion binding. The coding region runs from base 158 to 3871 and encodes 1237 amino acids.
GGGAAAGGUUGAGACAACUAACUGGCUGUCUCCAAAUAAGUGAUGAGCUGUAAUGCAUCCUCCUGUCCAGGCACGCUUCCUCUUGCAAGUCGUGCAGCAUUCCUCAGUGGAAACCUUUAAACCCUAAAAUCCAGGAAAAGAAAAUAGAUACAUUAUCAUGGACCUGAGGGAUUUUUACCUGUUGGCUGCUCUGAUUGCCUGUUUAAGGCUGGAUUCCGCAAUAGCUCAAGAACUUAUUUACACUAUUAGAGAGGAAUUGCCUGAAAAUGUGCCCAUAGGAAACAUACCAAAGGACCUGAACAUUUCUCACAUCAAUGCUGCCACAGGGACCAGUGCCAGCCUUGUCUACAGACUGGUUUCUAAAGCUGGGGAUGCCCCUUUGGUGAAAGUAUCCAGCAGCACUGGGGAAAUUUUCACAACCUCCAAUAGAAUAGACAGAGAAAAACUCUGUGCCGGAGCCUCCUAUGCUGAGGAGAAUGAGUGUUUCUUUGAACUUGAGGUGGUGAUCCUCCCCAAUGACUUCUUCAGGCUGAUCAAAAUAAAAAUCAUUGUCAAGGAUACCAAUGAUAAUGCCCCCAUGUUUCCAUCUCCUGUCAUCAAUAUUUCCAUUCCAGAAAACACUUUGAUCAACAGCCGCUUUCCCAUUCCAUCAGCCACAGAUCCUGACACAGGCUUCAAUGGGGUACAGCAUUAUGAAUUGUUAAAUGGGCAGAGUGUUUUUGGACUGGAUAUCGUGGAAACUCCGGAGGGAGAGAAGUGGCCACAAUUGAUUGUUCAGCAAAACUUGGAUAGAGAACAGAAAGACACGUAUGUGAUGAAAAUCAAAGUCGAGGAUGGAGGCACUCCACAGAAAUCCAGCACGGCCAUACUGCAGGUCACAGUAAGUGAUGUAAAUGACAACAGGCCAGUGUUUAAAGAGGGUCAAGUGGAGGUGCACAUUCCAGAGAAUGCCCCUGUGGGGACCUCUGUAAUUCAGCUCCAUGCCACUGAUGCAGAUAUCGGCAGUAAUGCUGAAAUCCGGUACAUUUUUGGUGCCCAGGUCGCCCCUGCAACCAAAAGACUCUUUGCUUUAAAUAAUACUACUGGGCUGAUCACAGUUCAGAGGUCCCUAGAUAGAGAGGAGACAGCCAUUCACAAAGUGACCGUGCUGGCUAGUGAUGGCAGUUCCACUCCUGCUCGAGCAACGGUUACCAUCAAUGUCACCGAUGUAAAUGAUAACCCUCCUAACAUAGACCUCAGGUACAUUAUAAGUCCUAUCAAUGGCACAGUGUAUUUAUCUGAGAAAGAUCCUGUCAAUACAAAGAUCGCCCUGAUUACGGUUUCGGAUAAGGACACAGAUGUGAAUGGCAAAGUGAUCUGCUUCAUUGAGAGAGAGGUCCCAUUUCAUUUGAAGGCAGUGUAUGACAACCAAUAUUUGCUAGAGACCUCUUCUUUGUUGGACUAUGAAGGGACCAAAGAAUUCAGCUUUAAAAUUGUUGCCUCUGAUUCUGGGAAGCCCAGUUUAAAUCAGACUGCCCUGGUAAGGGUUAAGCUUGAGGAUGAAAAUGACAACCCACCAAUUUUCAACCAGCCUGUAAUUGAGCUGUCAGUUUCUGAAAACAACCGACGUGGGUUAUACUUAACAACUAUUAGUGCCACAGAUGAAGACAGUGGGAAAAAUGCAGACAUUGUUUAUCAGCUUGGACCUAAUGCCUCCUUCUUUGAUCUGGACCGAAAGACGGGAGUUUUGACAGCCUCCAGAGUCUUUGACAGAGAAGAACAAGAACGAUUCAUUUUUACAGUAACUGCCAGGGACAAUGGGACCCCUCCCCUCCAAAGCCAGGCGGCUGUGAUAGUUACUGUUCUGGAUGAGAAUGACAAUAGCCCCAAGUUUACUCAUAAUCAUUUUCAGUUUUUUGUGUCUGAGAAUCUGCCAAAGUAUAGUACUGUGGGGGUAAUCACAGUGACAGAUGCAGAUGCUGGAGAGAAUAAAGCUGUGACUCUUUCCAUUCUAAAUGACAAUGAUAAUUUUGUGUUGGAUCCCUAUUCUGGAGUCAUAAAGUCAAAUGUCUCGUUUGAUAGAGAGCAGCAAAGUUCCUACACUUUUGAUGUCAAAGCCACUGAUGGAGGACAACCGCCUCGUUCCUCUACUGCAAAAGUAACUAUCAAUGUCAUGGAUGUCAAUGACAAUAGCCCUGUUGUCAUUUCUCCACCAUCUAACACUUCCUUUAAGUUGGUGCCCCUCUCAGCCAUUCCUGGCUCCGUGGUAGCAGAAGUUUUUGCAGUGGAUAUUGACACCGGGAUGAAUGCUGAGCUUAAGUACACAAUAGUGAGUGGGAACAACAAAGGCUUAUUUCGGAUUGAUCCAGUAACAGGUAACAUUACUCUGGAAGAGAAGCCGGCACCUACGGAUGUGGGCCUGCACCGUUUGGUGGUCAACAUAAGUGACCUGGGGUACCCGAAAUCUCUGCACACACUUGUGCUUGUAUUCCUUUACGUUAACGACACGGCUGGAAAUGCCUCCUACAUCUAUGACUUGAUCCGCAGGACUAUGGAGACCCCGUUGGACAGGAACAUAGGGGAUAGUAGCCAGCCCUAUCAAAAUGAGGACUAUCUCACCAUCAUGAUUGCCAUCGUGGCAGGCGCCAUGGUGGUCAUCGUUGUGAUCUUCGUCACCGUUCUGGUGCGUUGUCGCCAUGCCUCGAGGUUCAAAGCAGCUCAGAGAAGCAAGCAAGGUGCCGAAUGGAUGUCCCCAAACCAGGAGAACAAACAAAACAAGAAAAAGAAAAGGAAGAAAAGAAAGUCUCCCAAGAGCUCCCUUUUGAACUUUGUUACUAUUGAAGAAUCCAAACCUGACGAUGCCGUUCACGAACCUAUCAAUGGGACAAUUAGCCUGCCGGCUGAGCUGGAGGAGCAAAGUAUAGGAAGAUUUGACUGGGGCCCGGCACCUCCAACCACCUUCAAGCCUAACAGCCCUGACCUGGCCAAGCACUACAAAUCUGCUUCUCCACAGCCUGCUUUUCAUCUCAAACCAGACACUCCAGUUUCCGUGAAAAAGCAUCAUGUGAUUCAGGAGCUCCCUUUGGACAACACCUUUGUCGGGGGUUGUGACACCCUGUCCAAACGCUCUUCCACUAGUUCAGAUCACUUCAGUGCCUCAGAGUGCAGUUCCCAAGGAGGCUUCAAGACAAAGGGCCCCUUACACACCAGACAGUGUAACUCACACAGCAAAAGUGACAAUAUUCCUGUCACUCCUCAGAAAUGUCCCAGCUCUGCGGGUUUCCACAGUCAGGAGAAUGAAGAAAGCCAUUUCGAGUCGCAGCGCCGUGUUACCUUUCACCUCCCCGAUGGCUCCCAGGAAAGCUGCAGUGACAGUGGUCUAGGAGACCACGAGCCGGUGGGUAGUGGAACCCUGAUCUCACACCCUCUUCCUCUGGUUCAGCCACAGGACGAAUUCUACGACCAGGCCUCCCCAGACAAGAGGACUGAAGCAGAUGGCAACUCUGACCCCAACUCUGAUGGGCCUCUGGGUCCCCGAGGAUUAGCUGAAGCUACAGAGAUGUGCACUCAAGAGUGCUUGGUUUUGGGCCACUCUGAUAAUUGCUGGAUGCCUCCUGGCUUGGGUCCAUAUCAACACCCAAAAUCUCCUCUCUCAACCUUUGCGCCCCAGAAAGAAUGGGUCAAGAAGGACAAGCUUGUGAAUGGCCACACCCUGACUAGAGCUUGGAAAGAAGACAGCAACAGGAACCAGUUUAAUGACCGUAAGCAGUAUGGCUCCAAUGAAGGCCAUUUCAACAAUGGCAGCCACAUGACAGACAUUCCUUUGGCAAAUCUGAAGUCUUAUAAGCAAGCAGGAGGUUCUAUUGAGAGUCCUAAGGAGCACCAACUCUAAGAAAAGACUUUAUGGGACCUAAUAACUUUAAUCUAAAUAGACAUGCUAAUACUGUGUGUGUCAGAGCUUUAUGUAUUCAAUAGAUCUCUACAACUAUGCCCCUUAUAGCAGGGAUAUCCAUAACUUUGUGUUAGCACCAUGGAGGAGACAAUGUUUUGCAACAAAAGAGAGAAGAUAGUUCUACUAGCCAUGUGAUCUUGUUUACUAGAAUUGAUUAAACUCUCCAGAGAUGUCUCCAUUGUGCAAUUUUUUUUAUUAUUAUUGCAUUUUAUUUUGACCCUGGACUGCUGCUAUGAACAAUAGAAUAUGCAUUUGGAGAGUAAGAAAGUUUCAUGGAUUAGAGUGACUGACAAACAUAUCCAGUUAGAAAAUUGUGCUUUUUGUCAUUGAUUUGUGCUGGGACCGCUAUACUUGACAUUAUACUUCAAACAAAACUUAAAAGAUAAGCAUUAAACCUAUUGUGCUGUUAACAACGUUAG